Molecule: messenger RNA, 2170 nt
Organism: Puccinia graminis f. sp. tritici CRL 75-36-700-3
Lineage: Eukaryota; Fungi; Basidiomycota; Pucciniomycetes; Pucciniales; Pucciniaceae
Exons: 4
Coding region: 129-2045 (638 amino acids)
Source: RefSeq, a predicted model, not a curated record
GAGCGGAACUUUUUCCAAGCCUUCAGCCAAUUCCAUCCUUCCAUACAGCGCUUUGACGGUUCAGACGAAGCCCGAUUCUCAACAAACAACAAUAUAUCUUCUCAGAAAAGAAAGUACGACUUAUAGUGAUGUGGUCGAUGGUCAAGCAGUUCUCUAAGUUGGCCUUGUUUAUAGGAUGCAUGAUAGUUUCUUGUUGGCCGGAACCAACUGUGGCAGACAAUGAAGAAUCUGGCGACCAGCGGAGCUUCUUACCGAAGGAGGAUGCCGAGGGAUAUUCCUCAGCUGCCCCCGGGAGAGACCAUCCUAACUUGAUCUUUGCCUCGUUUGCUGGCCUGCUCCAACAAUGGCCGAACACGUUUGCCUAUAGUGGACAUUCGAUCAUCCCCGGCGUUGUGCCGAGGGGCACUUUACUCUAUCAUGGAACGAAUUAUCCGGUGCUUACGCCUACCGAGGGUCUCGAAUGGUUUGCCUUCAAUCCCGAGUACAGCUACGUCCUUCACAGUCGCCGACCUGGUCAACUCACUUUGCAUACAUACGUAGCCACCCGGACUCUUCGUAUCAUUUAUAUCGAUGGCCAGAGUGCCUCAUUGGGCAGACCGGGCUUCUCAGACAGCCAAUCUGUCCUCAUUAAUGGCUCCGUCCCCAUCGUCCCAAAGCAACCUACCGUCCGCAAGGAAGGUGCCAACAGAGGCGCUCUUUUACUCGAGGAAGCAUAUGCCCGUGCCCGCGGGCUCUGUAAGCUCGGGAAAGAAUGGGGCUUCGAAGGUGUGGUGCGAAUGAACACUUGCUUCAAAGUGAUGUGGUGUGAUUUCAGUCAGGGAGUCAAGCUUCUCGGGAGUAUGAAUACUACUGAUCCUUUCGAUACUGACCACCCGGAAGAAUCACAAGAGCCCACCAAAUCGUCUGAGACUCGCAAUUCGUCAUCUGAUUCCACCACGGAAUUUCUCCACAAUCGAACAGAUACGAUUAAUCCGCUAGUUUCUGAUGGAAGCCAGCAAGACUUUCAGCAGAAAAUCGAGGUGUCUGGAGCCAAAAAUGUUUCGGCCCAGAUACAACAGGAUGACGAUGAGGGUACUAAGAAGAGUGAAAAUAGUACCAAGAAUUUAAUGUUACAAUUAGUGACCAGACCGCAGUCGAUCAACUCGCCAUUUUAUCUUAGAGGAGCGCAAUACUAUUUCCGAGCAGCCAGUCGACAAUACUUUUGGCCGGGAGAAGCCCGGGUGAUCUUAGACCCCAGUGGAUUUGUGAGCUUCUACGAUAGGAUCGAAAGUUUGAGCGAGAAAAGGAAGGCCGAUGGGACCGCGGUUGGGUCCCGUCGAUUCCACCGAUUGGAUGGGAUCAGUUCGAACGAUGUCAAGAAGAUCAAAGACCGCCUGCUUGGCGUGCUUGCCCGUAAGAAUGCCGAGGGUUGGCGGAUAGAAUCAGAUCGACUGGAUUGGCGGACUUCGGCUAAUACGAUCAUCCAAACUUACAGCAACCCACUCAUUGAGUUGGAUUUCCUUCUCAAGCGACAGGACAUGACCGGCAUCGAGCGGGCUGUCGAAGUGCGUGGCUUGACUUACGGCAUGAUCCUCCCUUAUCUCGAUUUCUCUUCCUGGAACAAUACGACCAAUAAUCCCAUGUCGUUCGACGAAGGGAUCAAAAAGUGUACGGAGGGAUUCACGUCUGGAACGUAUGAUAGUGCUUCCGACCUCACCGACUCCAUAGAAGUAAUCAUUGGUGCUAUUGAGGGCACUUUGGAACGCCUGUGUGGGACUAUCUUCGGCAUCUUUUCUCAGACUAUCCAAUUGGCUCUUCCACUUGAUUCGCUCAUCAGCCCCGAUCCAAAGUUAGAGAGCGAUGCCGAAUCGCGAAUCGUUGAAUGGCGCCAACAGAUCAAGGAGUUGAUGGUGUGGUUGGGCUGGUCUACUUGGGGACAUUGUGACCCUCCCUGUAAAACUAAUGAGCUUUGUUUGCCUCCUUUGUGGCCGAACUUUUGGCUCGAAGGUUUCCCUGACUUUGAUCAGUUUCCAUUCUGUAAGACUGUCUCUGGGAAAAAAACUUAGAAUGUCUACAUACAUCUUGUAAUAUAAAUCCAGAUCAAUCAAUUUGCAUAUUAUAAACAAACCAAUGAUACUUCAACCAGAUUGUAAAUAUUUAUCUUAGGGUUCCGAUCCGGACCCGCAGAUCC